Acytostelium subglobosum LB1 is the source of this 450-nucleotide messenger RNA. RefSeq lists its product as hypothetical. The record is from RefSeq and is a predicted model, not a curated record. The transcript has a single exon. Bases 1 to 450 code for a protein of 149 amino acids. NCBI's taxonomy places the organism in Eukaryota, Evosea, Eumycetozoa, Acytosteliales, Acytosteliaceae.
AUGUCAUACAAGACAUUGUUCAUGGUCGGUCUGUUGGUGAUCGUUUUGGACAGCCAAUUGGUAUCAGCACAGGAGGACUCUAGCCAGGCAUCAAUAGACAACCCAGCCAAGCAGUAUUGUUUGGGCAACACAUUCGAUGAUUGUACAACGGCGGGCGCUUGUUGUGUCUGGUGCACAAAUGUCACAAUCACAAACACGACAGGCAGUGUCAACGUGUCGACGGGCGUCUGUGUCUACAACGAGAAGAUCAACUUUGAUGGAGUGUGUCCGGGCACCGUGUCCACACUGUUUGCUCCGACCUCAUCAGAAAAGGCUGUCUGUCCCGUUGGCUUCAGAUCAAAUGCUGCCUGCACCUGCUCCUACCCCCUCUUCUCCAAUGAUAGCAGUCCAUCAGUAUUCAAGCCAUCAUUCCUACUAUCAUUCAUACUUGUAAUACUGUCUAUAUUGUAA